This is a messenger RNA of Pocillopora meandrina, 21727 nucleotides long. NCBI's taxonomy places the organism in Eukaryota, Metazoa, Cnidaria, Anthozoa, Scleractinia, Pocilloporidae. The record is from the annotation of a GenBank genome assembly.
AUGUGGAGACCUCCAUCUUCUUCCAUACCGAGCGCGCAAACGUUCGCUUCAGCGCCUCCGGUAAGCAUUGUACUUGAUCAACUAUUUUAACCCUCACGAUUGUUUAUUAUGUAUAUUUUAAUCUAUUGUUACAUAUCGUUAUUUGCCACACCGAACAAACUCCAGCAGAGUUUCGUCAUUCUUAACCACAACUCUUCAAUGUUCUAUUUUUCAGGCAAAUCAGCAAUACAUCCAUCCCAGAUUUCAGACACACUUACGACAACCAGCUAUCAGACAGAGUCCAGUAACCAACCCUGGGGUAGUAGCACCUAUACGGCAUUUGGGUUCUCCUCCUAGAUUACAUGGUCCAUUUCACCCAGCAAUAGCUGGUAUCAAUCCACCAAGGAGUAUUAUACAACCCUCAAUAGCACCUGCUCCAAACUCUUCCUUACCUUUACAGCAGCCCUCUCCGAUGAUUUCAGCCAGAGGAAUGACUGUGACCCAACUCCAGCCACAUAGACCCAUGACUUUGCCCUCACCUGUUACAGUUCCAUCUCCAGCCAUACCGUCUUCACCUUUCAAGGGCCCUUCAUGGCAAGUGAGGAGCCCCCAACCAACUGGACUAAAUUUAAACCAGCCACCUUCUUUUAUAGUAUCUACUCCUCCUUCUGUCAACAGAAUCACACCUUCAACCCAGCAGGUGUUUGUGUCUUCUCCUACAGUUCCUCAAAGAGGCACCCCACUUCCAAUACAGCAUUUACCUGUGAAUUUUGCUUAUUCUCCCCCAGUAACAAAUCCUCCAUCUCCAAUGCAGGGAUUUCUUCAGUCAUCUACUUCAACUUCUUUUAACAAAGUUGCUGGCCCAAUCCAUCAGCCAUUAACAUCUCCAUCAGUCCCUAUAAUGAGAGGGGUCCAAGCUCUUCCAUCUUCAGUAUUCAGUAGUCCACUUUUGCAGAUGAAGCACCCACAGCCAACCUUUAGACCUCCAGUUCUGACAUCACACCCUAGACCAUACACAUCUUCAGUGUCAGCUGUGCCCAGAGGGAUGCUGCCUAGGCCCAGGGGGAUGUCACCUGUGCCCAGAGGGAUGCCAUCUACAGAGGGAGUUCUACAUCAAGGACUGCAGUCAUCACCUUUGAUCAGUUCAGCUUGGCAGGCUAGAAAUCCUCAAUCUGUUCCAAGCUUUAACCCAAGGCUUUCUUUUGCAGCAGGCUUUGACAGACACUUGCCUGAGCCACACUGGAGCAAUGCAGUGCCCAAUAUUCAACACUUUAUUGGUAGAGAAAACUCAGUUCCUUCUCAUUUUGGAAAAAGAAGUAUUCAUAGUAAAAAUGAGAACCAGUCCUCUGAAAUGCAACAGCCCAUUCCUAGCAAAAAGAGAAAUUCUGAAUUCAGUCCUGAUGGUAGACCUCUUUAUCGAAGGACAGGUUCUUACAGAGAUGGACAAAGGGGAAGAGAGCCUGGAAAAAGAAGGUUGAGAUAUAAGUAAAAGUACAAUUUGACUAAAGUUCUUGAAUGGGUGAUUUCAAAAUUUGAAAUUACAGGCAUAAGAUUUAAAAGUUACUGAAAAAACUUUUUAAAUGAAGAAAGUCUGAGGUACUCCAGACCUGGAUAUUGUAACUUAAAAGAAUUUUGGAACCAAUCGGGUAAGAAAAAACUAGAAAGGACAAUUAACAUGUUUGUAAUGAACAUCCUGCUGGUAGAGAUAUUCCAAUGAUUGGCAUUGAAAGUCCAGAUGCAAAAAUUUAUCUACAGACACCUGUAGGUCUUGGAGAUACUUAAAUGCAAAAAUUGUUCACAAAUAUUUCUGUAGCUCUUCUCUAAAACAAUUGUCAUUUUGGUCUUUUUCUUCUCUUAAGGAGCUAUAUUCCAGGUGCAGGUGGCAGAGGUAGUCCUCGAGUUGAUCGUUGUUAUUCUCCACCACCCCCAGAUAUUGAGAGAGUGAUAACAUAUCUGGUAUCAGAAGAUUUUUACAUUAAAAAGCAGAGUAAUGAGGUAUGUCAUUCCAUUGCAUGCUUUGGAGAACUGUGAUUAUCCAAAUGACAGUAGUCCUUAAAAUUACAGUCAAAUCUUUGUUGGUGACUGUCAUCUUGGCAACCUGAAUAGCUGACAGUGUUUGUUCAGAGUCAAAAGUUGUCAAAACUCCUGUUUCUAGCUACUGGUUAUUUUAACCCUUUGAACUUUAGAAGUGACUAACUUCCACUUUCUCCUUACAAUGUCUCCCUUGAAUCCAAGAGUAAGGUCACAAGAAUAAAGGAAAUGAUCACCAACUAAAAAUCCUCUUGAUUAUUAUACAAAUUCUCCUUGUCAGCACCUUCAGGAAAUGUACAGGGAAGUGAAUGGAGAAUAGGGCGUAAAUGAUCAGGGACUAUCUUCAAUGCACUUUUCCGUGAUCCAUCCAUUGAUUAACCCUUUAACUCCCAAAAUCUCCUUAUUCAUUCUUCUAACUGUCUGCCAUUCAGUUCUUGUGAGGUUAUUUUGGAGAAUUUGGUAUUGAUCCAUCCAUUGAUUAAAAUGACUAAAAGUUAUUCAUUUUAUUUCCAUCUUAACUGGAUAAAAAAAAACCUUAAGGUGUUCAGCACAGUGAGUGACUUUGCAGAUCUACUGGCUUAUUAAAAACUAAUUGAACCAAAAAAAGAAAUCUAACCACAGUAUUCAUAUAUUCAGUUUUCUAGCCUAUGUAGUAUUUGAUCGGUGAUGUGAUAAUUCUUUGUCUUUAUUAGAUUUAUUUUAGUUUUAUUUGUGUUUUUUUUUUUGCUUAGGGUGAUAUUUCUAUUGUUCAGGGAACAGAAAAGCUUAGUGAACUUCAGAACAAAUUUCAUAAGGAAAUAGUUAAUAUGACAGCUGUGAUUGCUGAUGACGAUGAGGAGAGUGUUGACAGUGAGCAAAGUAACCACACUGAAACAGAUGUUGGUGAUGUAGAGUUGCUGAUGGACUGUGAAGCCAAUGACAGUUCUUCUAAAUCAUGGAUCAGACUAGGGUCAGGUGUCAGUAAUUCUACAGAAUUCCUCAGUGAUGAGGAAUCUAACAUUGAUGAAGAUGAUAGUGAGAUUGGAAGCAAAAGGUUGGGGAGCAGCAGCUCUGAAUCAGAUGACAGUGAUGAUAAUGAGGAUGACGAGGAAAGUGGGAGCUUUGAUAAUGACAAGAACUUGCAUGAGCAAGACCCCAAAGGUUCUUUUGUGGCAGAGACCAGGAAGAGAAAGAUAGAAGAUCCUUGUCGCCUUCAUCCAGAACUUUGGUUCAAUGAAAAAGGAGAGGUGGGUGUAGUUAGAUAACACUUUUGGAGAGUAGUGUAUAGCAGUGGUCAGCUCAACUAAAUGAUAAUUAAAGUAGAAUUCCUUUUUCAAAGAGUUUUGGAACAGUUGAGUGUACUGUAGAUAAGGGGUCAAAUUGAGGGUCAAAUUAACUUUAAGGGUCAAAGUUUAAAAUUGAGUUGACUCAAACAUAUUAACCUAAUUGGAUGAACUUUGUAGUAACACACCAUCACAGGUUGUUUGCCUAACAGUUCUGCAAGAGAGUGUACAGUUUGUAAAUUAUAGUUUAACUCAAACUUUUCCACUCUAUCUUGGUACCUGUUUUAACGUUUUCCAUUAAUCUGAUCAAGGGAUGAAAUGCCCAUACCACCCUUGCAAUUUUUUGUGCUUUCAUUUAGAAAUGUUGCCCCUGAUUUGUAAUAUAAUCUGAGUCCUAGAAAAAAAGUUAUUGUUCAAUUUUUAUUAAAAUUUCUAUGAGCUCCUUGUUGAACAGCUUUUACUUUACUUAGACAAAUGAUGGUCCAGUCUGCCGAUGUAGUUUAAGUGACAGGCAGCAUGGAAUCCGUCAUGGUAUCUACCCUGGUGAAACUGUAAGUAUAAUCUAGAUUAUUGUUUGUUUAUUACAACAGAGCCUAUGGUCUAUUAGGGCUUAGCUGAUCCUGGUAUCUGUACAGGAAAUAACCGGGAGUAUUGCUACUCCCUCCUGGAUGGGAUGCUGAACCAUCAUAGCUUAACCCCCAGCAUUUCUUCCACUUUUCCUAACAGUGUGUUAUUAUCCAUUUAUACUUAUGGGAGAAGAGAGGCCCUGUCAAAGAAAAGUAUCUUCUCCAUAAAAAUUGACCUGAUUGAGAGAGUAUUACAAAAUUGACAGAAACUAUUUACCUGUAGUUGGAAAUUAAUGAAAUCAAACAACACUAAAUAUUUACAUAAAAUGAUGUUCACCUAAUUUAUUAUCAAUGAAUUUUAUUUUGUUGCUGCUCAAUCACAUUCUCUACUCCAUACAAUUUUUCACAGGUCAUUCCAGCCUGCGACCCUUUAACAAACAAUGCAGACAAGUUGGACCAUUAUUGGGUGACUGUUACACCACACACCAACUUCAUGGUAUGUUAUGCACAUCAUGGCUUAGGAUUGACAGAGUUAUGGUUUUUAUGUUUUUCCCAUUAAUGUUCCCACUGCUUUUUUAGACAAUGCUAUAAACCCACCAACUUAUGUGUUGCUACUUUAACUUGUGUAAGUUAUGAAUAGAAAUAUUUAGUGGAAAUAGCUGAAUUAUAGAGUCUACAAUCCAUUGCUGUCUGAGUCACUUACUACAUGGUCACGUUUUUCAAUGUGAUUGUUUUAAUUUCCUAUCCGAUGAAUCAUUUUAUAUGUCACUGUUCAGUUAUUGUUGCUGUUCUGUUCCAUAACUAAGCUUUAUUGUGUCAAAUCUCUACUUUUCAGACAGAGAAUCCAAGUGUCAUCCAGUUUGAUGGAAAGGAUUACACAUUUGAGGGGUUUUCAUUGUUUUCCCAUCAGCCACUUAAAGAUGUGAGUUUCCCUGUUGUCACAAAUUUCACCAUCAAGAUUGUCGAUGAUACUCACAGAUUUGUGUAACAAUGUUUGAGGAUCUUAAUUGGAUAUCUUACUCAUCAGUGGUCCUCAACUAUCCUGUAUAUUGUUCUUAAAGUUGUCUAAGGCCCCUGGAAAGAUUCUCAGAAGAUCCAGUAGGCCUUAGCAAAUUCUGGUAUUCUUUCCAUGUCCUUAACAUUCUUAUUGGUAAGAUUCCCAAUACUGUUAAAAAAAAAUCAUAGCUGAGGUAUUAAAAGCAUGAUUGGCUUUUGCUUAUAAAGCAAUAUAGGGUGUCAACGCACACUCAGCUUGUAAGAACCAAGAAUAAUUGGGUUGAGCACAAAAAGAGUUGAUUGCUUACAUAAGAGGUUUACAGUAGGUUACCAAAGGCAAGCAUAGGGCAGAUUUCUUGAGUUCUGAUCCUAAGCCUUGAACUCCCAAGAUCUGAUUGUUAAUUCUCCUCUCUAGCUGCUACACAUUUCCUUUUAAAUUAGUUACAAGAAUUUGGUGUUAGAUGCAGAUGACAACUUCUACCUGAUAAAUUUGAAUAUUCUCAUUACCUGUUUGCUGGAUAAUGUAUGGAUAUUAUCGAGAGAAGUUGCAUAUUGAUCAUUGCUGGGAGUUAAAGGGUUAAACAGCACAAAAGUAUGGCGUUAACAUAACAGAGCCAGGGUGCUUAUUACAAAUUUUUUAUAUACACCUUUAUCUUGUUAUAAUUGUAUACUUUAUUGAUAAUGACUGUAAAUGUCUAUUGAUUUCCUAGAUACCAAGUUGUUCUGUGAUAAGAUUCAACAUUGAAUACACUCUUCAUUUCAUCAGUCAACCAGUUCCAGAGGUCUGUGAGUCAAUAUCACUUUAUUCCAGUGCUGGGUCACAAGCUUCAAUUUUAUUUAUCUUAAAUCUCUUUUAGUUUUCAACUUAGACAACCCUAGUUAAUUGAAUUACAUUUUUUACAAAAAAGUUUUUACACAUUAUUAACCAGGAUACUGAAAUGGUAAUAAAAAUUGUUGGAGUAAAAAAUGACAAUGUUAUUGUAAAUUGUAUUCCUUAAUAACUACAUGGUCUGUGAUCAGUUAAACACACCAUGCUCUGUUAUACAGUCAGUCAACCAAACUUUAAAGCUGUUUUUGUUGCCACAAUCUCUUGAUGUUCAUCACAAAGGGAAAGUUGACAUGUUUUUUUGUCAUUUUUUUACUUUUUUAAAUGUGCUUUAACAACACUUAACAAUGACUUCAAAUUGACUUUGCCUUCUUUGGACAUGGGUCAGCUAUUUGAAUCCCUUUUUAUGACUAGAAAUCAAUUCUCUAACUUGUCACACACACACACAGUUGGCUAAUAAUUAACUUCUUAUUUUCCUCAUCUUCCCCUUUUCUCUUAUUUGAUUAACGGUCUGGAUGCUUUGUGCUUGGGCCCUUAAAUCAGUGGGCACAAAUGCCAAUUUUAACUUCUUGUACAGAAUUCUUAUAUGAUUAUGUGAUUAUGGGCCUAUUAAUUUGAAGCUUCAACUUCUCCCCCAAGGGCAACCCAUGGGUGGGGGGAAUUUGAACAAGCCAAUCUUCAAAAGUUAGAAUGUCAAGGGGGAGGUUGAAGCUUUGAAUAGGUUGAUGCAUCAGUACAUGUCAAGAGUAUUUAUUAUAUUUUCUCAUCCAACUGGCUUGUUUCAAUUUCAGAAUUUUUGUGUCAGAGACCUAGACUUGUUUACAGAGUUUUUCUUCUACAAAGUGCUUGAACUGGCAGAUUGGGACAUAAAUGGUAAAUACUAGUGAAAGUAAACUUAAUAUUUACAGCAAAGAGCAAUUAGCAAAACAUUUGCCAUUCAUGUUAAAUCAUGCACUUUAGAUUUAAACUUUUGUAUGAUGCUUUUUGCAGGAAAUAUUCAAGAUUCCUGUCAGAGAUUUCACUUUAUGCCAAGAUUUGUUCACAGAUCUUCAAGUUAGUCAACAACCAAGUUAUCAUUUUUUCUUAAUUUGUGUUGAAAUCUGAUAUGGCUGAUUACAUGUACAUGACUUUUUAAAGUGAAUUUUAAUACUUAAUAAGUUGAUCAUCAAUGUAUAGUGAAGCUUCUGACAAUUCUUACCAUUAGUUCCUCUGCUUUUAAGUUUGCCUUUCCAAAUUCAUAGUGGGUUAAUGAUCAACUAUGGGUGUCUCAAUUUUCCAUCAUUAUAAGCACACUUAACAAUUAUUGCAUGUCUUCCUUACUGUAGUAUGUGCGCUAUGAUUGGUCAAUAUGCAGACCAUGGCUCACUGUUUGGUCCUCUAAUUUCAAAAGUUUGUUUGAAUUAAAAUCUUUCCCCUUUGAACCCAUAGAUAAUAUAGUAAAUAUCUUAAAAAAACUUUUCUUGGUCCUUACUUUAAGUUAUGGAAGCUUAAUUUUUUCCUCUCUAAUUUAUGGUCUGUGUAUGUGGCUUUGGUAGUAAAAACAUGGUCCAUUAUUAAUAGUAUGGACCUUGGAUUUUGUCAGUAUAAGGUAUUUAGUCACUGAAGUGGUGGAAAAUUCCUUUUACCCUGUAUUUCUUUCUUCCUCUCUCUAGAUGAGAAUAAUUCAGCUGCAAACCAUGAACUUCUUCCAAUGAGCCAUGUGUUGUCCCAUAUUUUAGACUCUGCUGAACCUCUUGUUCAGGUAAGAAAUUGGGUAUCUUAACACUAGACCUAAACUAAUGUAGGUGGCCUUGAAAAAGCUGAGGUCAAAAUAGAUGCUGACGAAGGGAGCGUACCAUUUAGAGAUUGUAGCAUUAAUUACCUCUUUGGGGACAUAUUGCUUAUUGCUCCCUAUAGUGUCACUGGGUUCUAUUUGAUUGUAUAUAGAUCUACAGGAAGACUAAUUGGACAUCAUAUCUAUGGCAGCAUGUCCUGGUUUCUCGAGCUUGAAGUAAUUGUUAGUAUUGCCAAUCUUUCCUGAGUAGUUAUUGCAGGUUAUUUCCAGCAAUUUCUCAGGUACCUGGUCAUACCCACAGGUGGAGAGGCAUUGGAAGAAAAUUUUCCCUCAACAGAGCUUUGACCUAAUAAUUUUGAUCUGCAGUCAAGAGCAGUAAUGUUUAGGCUUGUGUAACUUGUGUUUGUGUUUUUCAGAACAAUAAUUUCUUUGAUUUUCUCUAACAGCCAAGUGAUUUUGCCCUUAAUGCUGACAAAUUGGGGGAAUAUUCAAAGUUAUGUGUCAAUUCUCUUGUCAUGAACCCAAACAAGGUGAGUCACAAUGUGAUAUUGUUUAGAUGCAAAAAAGAAAAAUUUUUGUUUUGUCAGAUUUUGCACUAUACAUGUAUGUGGGAGAGAAAGUUGAUAUGCAUUUCAGCGUCAUUUUGAACUGUAGUUAAAAGUUGUGAUGAUCUUUUUGAACAUUACUAUUAUUUCCCACACUACCUUACAUGUAGUCAUGUCACGUAACAUUUAUCUUCUGCCAACAACCAAAGAUUUGAUUAUUUAUCAGUAGUGUUUUCACUGUUGUCUUAGAAACCAGCAGCCAUCAGAGUUGACGACCUACAAUUUCAUACAGAUGAUAAGCGAUUAACCAAACGCAAGGUACGUUUCUUUGUGGUUGUCGGCCAAUAGCCAUUGAAAAUAACUUUCCUGAAAGGAAGCAAAGGAGAAUAUUAUCUUGUUUUGUUUUUCUUUUAUGGGUAUUGUGACUUUUCUCUGACUUAUCAUUCAAAAUCACUUUAUACUUUUUCUUGUACAAAUGGAACACAGAUGUAUCCUUACAUUGUGCACCACGGUAUCAGGCCAGUGCAGAUGAGUUUUGCUGGAGAUCCUAGGUAACUAUUGUUUUAUAUAAUAGAGUUCACACCCAGGUGGAGGGAAGAUAGAUAUCGUGCAUUCGCUAUUUUAAGUCUCUAUUCGUCUUAUUUUACCUCGCGUGGAUACAUAUAUCUUUGUUAACUUGUCUCUCUUGAGUGUUGGUUAACGCCAACAUCAUUUUAUCAUUGCACGCUUAUAUAUAAAUGUAGGUGGAACGCAUAACCCAUACUAUUUUUCUGUUUUCCAGGUAUCAAAAGCUAUACAAGUCAUACGUCAAGUUAAGAACCCUGAUAUCAAACACGUAAGUGAAAGUGUUUCACUUUAAACACGUUCUUAACCUUCUUUUAAUCAACUGAACCGAAAAUAUCCCAGGCACUAGAAAAAGCGUAUUAAUGUGGGCAAGUUUGCUAAAUUUGAGUGCUACUUGCUUGAAUAUAGUUCACUUUUCAAACCUCGUGUAGGUAUCCUUCAAUCUAUAUCUAGCUCUCUAGUCGAGGGAUUUUAAAAGGCCUACUGUUUCCUUUAUAAAUUUCACACAAAAAUUUCGCAAUGUGAACUGAAAGUGGACGUUCUUUACUUGUUGCGACACAUUUUCAAUUCUAUUUAGCGCAAUGGAUUGUAUUAUUUCAUGUCUGCUAUCCUACUUCGUCGGAACGAUUGGUAGUUACGAUUCAUUCAUUAAGAGCAUUUUAAGUUAAACCUGAGUGUCAGAGCAAAUUUUAAUAGGGUGUCAAAAGCAAUACAGAAUUGCAUUGUUUUUGCUUAAUACUUCGCGCCACUCUCUCAACCAAUCAACUGCAAAGCUAACACCGAUCACGACUUUGUGGCCCGCGUUUUCCCGCGCUCAAGGCGGUAAACUUUUAUUAACUUUGAAUUCUUAUUGGUUCUUAAAGGUAUUUCCCUUUCUUCUGAUUGGCUGCUGUAGUUGCUUUGGUUUUGGUUUCAGUACACUCAGUCGCAAAGCGCUCUAUUAGUGUUACACACUCCAUGUUUCACAUUCAUUCUAAUCGAGACAUUUUUUCCCCAGGCCAGUUCCGAGUCGAAAGGACCAGGAUAAGCUUGUCAAACUCAAGGUAAUUGGAUAGCUUGUGGAAAAAGUGUUACCUUUUUAUUUUGUUUGUUAAGUAUUUUCAGCGACCAUUUUAUUUCUUUUGUUCUCCCUCUAGACUGACUUGGAGCAUAUGCGCGUAAAAAGGUGAGGUUAAAAUUAAUCUGAGCCACACUCUGAAACGAAAGUCUAUCACUAAGAAUAAAGGGAGAAAGUUUCUCAAGAAACUGUGGUGCUGCGUCGGUGGAGGAGUAUAACAGGGUAAUUUGUCAUUAUCAACUGAGUUGAAAACGUAAUUUGGGCACAGACUCACGCCACCUUGCGACCGAUCACAUGCGAAAAUCUAGCGGCUGACUUUGUGCAUACGAUCGGUCGCAAGGUGGUGUGAGUCUGUGGUCCAGUCACAGAAAAAAGUAAAGAAAAAAACAAUACAAUGCUGGAUUACUUUCAAACCUCGAUUAAAUCACUUCCAUGUGUGCAUUUCAUAAGGAUAAACUUGAUCAAUAUCAGUAUCUGGGCAACUGCCCACCUACCCCUCCCCUAACUCAACAACAGUCAAUUGACAAUAAGUGAAGGUUAAUGUUGGGUUUGGGGAGGGGUACGUGGGCAGUUGCCCGGAUACUGAUAUUGAUCCAAUAAACUUAUGUUAACCUGCCUUUAUCUCGUGCUUAUUUUUUCAGCGCUAUGCGCCGUGAUAUAUUAGCAGAAGUCAGCAGCAAAGGAAUGAUCAAAACUGGCCUCAAGUCUGAUAUCUGCCAGGUUUGUUAACUCUUUGGUCUCUAAGAAUAACUAGCAUCUAUUCUCUCCUUGCAAUAUCGUCCUUGAAUCGCUCAUUAUGGUCACGAGAAUAAAGGAAAUGAUCACCAACUAAAGAAGCUGUAGAUUGUUAGAUAAUUUCUCCAUGUCCGCACCUUAGGCCAUGUAUGGAAAGCAGUAUGGAGAAUAUGCAUGUUGAUGCUAGGAUAUGAAGGGUUGAGCAUGCAACUUUUACAAGUAAUCAUUCUCUUCACAUGGUGAAGAUAAGAACUAGAAUAGCGGAAAUAGCCAUGUAAUUAACAUUAACCUUCAGUAAAGGCUUGUGUUUAGUCUUUAUUUACAUCUUCAUAGACCCUGGGUGAGUUCACAAUUAGCUGAGGCAUUGACGGUGAUACUUGUUAUUUCCCAGCAUGCUCUACUCCUUCCUGUACUCGUACACCAUGUACGCUAUCACAUGUGUCUGAAAACGCUGGACGAGAAGAUGGGGUACAUAUUCAAAGACCGAUCUUUAUUACAGGUAUUUUAUAUUGCGCGAAGCAAAUUCAAGUUGAUUUGCAUUUACAAUUAGUUAAGAGUGUUUUGUUUAAAAUUUAACGUGCUUUCUCGUGUUUGUUUUGAUCCAAAGCUUGCCCUGACUCACCCUUCUUAUCACCUCAACUUUGGUAUGAACCCAGACCACGCGCGUAACUCAUUGUCAAACUGUGGAGUGAAGCAACCGAGAUACGGCGACAGAAAAAUCCGACAUCUGCACACGCGCAAGAAAGGUAGAGAGAGAGAAUACCUAUUGAUAACAAGAGAUGGUCAAGUAUAGAGACCGAACUCUCAUCGCGAUACUUCGCGAUAUUUUUUCUUCCACCAAAGGCCCAUUUCUCUGAGGUACUAAUGCCUUAAGGGGCCUGAGGCCAUGUUUUGAUAUCUCAAUCUAAGGAAUAGUAGAGCGAGUCUUAACUAAUAAAAAUUAACGACGAAUACGUUCUUUAUCUUUAUCGUUUGAAUUUUAAUGCUAUACAUGAUCAACAAAAUCAGCUCUUUAGAACUGAUUUGUACCGGGACUUUCGAGUGACGGACCCUUGGAUAUCCCUUGAGUAGCUAUUCAUCCUCUAAAAAACCUUCAAUUAACUCGUUAGAGACACGUCACAUUUACUCACAGGAUGUAAGAUACCUUGAGUCUAUAUAGCGCUUUUCGACUGAGUGUCGUUAAACCAAAACCACUGUAAUUGCAAUGGCCAAUCAGAACAAUAUUUUCUGGCCUUGGAUUUGAGGAUAGUUUUUUAAGAACUGGGGUUUUGUUUCAGUUUCUUUUUUUCGGCAAAUUCUUAUUCGUCUACAUGAUAGUACUUUAGUUGUUACUCAGUUGAAAAUUGUCUGUUUUGUUAAGGUAUUACCCAGCUGAUACGUGUCAUGUCUAACCUCGGCAAGAUGGAGGAACACCAGUCUAUGUAAGCACCUCAAAUAAUUCUAGCAACUAACGUUCCUAUCGCCAUUCUCAUCUACAGCUCUGCUAUGUUAAAUUUAGGCACUACUAUUUUCUUGUAUCACCUGUAAGCGACAGACAGUCAUUUAAUACAGGUUUAACUAGUGGAGAACUAGAAAAUAUUAUGUCCAUGGAAAGCCCUAUUGUUAAAAAUGAAGUACAGCAACGAAAAUCAAUAUGAAAGUCCGUAAGUAAUUCGAGUGGUCCAUACCAACUGACGCUCUUGAGUGGAAAGAACAUACAGUACAUUGACCGCCAGUGAUGGAACCCAGGCCUCUGGAUCUGUUGUUCAGCAUACUAACCAUUCGGCCACCCAGGCGGUGGUGGAACGCUAUAAAACUGGACUUGAAUGGGACAGGGUGCUUACAGACAUCAGAGAUUUCCCAUAUCCUGAUUAUUCCAAGUGGCGAUGAGAACGCUUAUGACGUUGGUCUCCAAUAUUUUGAUCAUUGCUUUCACAAGCACGUCGAUCCAACAGAACAGUUUCUAUAGAAACUAAAUCACCUAAAUUGAAUAUCGCGUUGCCCCAAAAAUCCUUCUGAACGGAAUAUGGUUUAAUAUGCUCUCAGCUUCCUUAUGUAAUCCUGACCUUGGCUUCCAAACUCUCUCUAGUUUUGCUGAUGAUUGUGGCACUCUCGAUAAAUCUAAAUCCCUCAGUAAAGCGAGAAGGAGAAUAAUCGGAGGCAAGAUAACGCAUUGGUUAGACAGGUAGAGUAGGUGGAGUCAGUUAGGAGUCAGACAGAGACAGACAGACCGUGUAGACAGACAGACAGACAGACCGUGCAGACAGACUAACUGAUAGACAGACCGUGCAGACAGAUAAACUGACAGACAGACCGUGUAGACAUACAAACUGACAGACGGACGGAAAGACGUACUAUGCACAUAAACCGACAAGCAGGCAAACUGACAAACUGACUGACAGACACACUUGAAGAAACAAACUGACAGCGCCCGUGCAGAAAGUCAGGCAGAUAGAUCGACACACCAGACAGAGUGACUUGCGAAAUUUUAAUAUGCCGUAGUUUUAGCGUAAUUUAAUUAAUUGAGGAGAACACACUUGAAGCCUUAGAAGGCGACUGGUAUCAGCGUUGUAUGAGGUAACUACAAGGUGGGCCAUUUUGGCCUCUUGAGCAGUAUUUAUUGUAUGUACUCUUUCCCAUUUUCUCCAGGAUACGACAUAACGAGAGGCUUGAAUUCCUUGGAGAUGCUGUUCUGGAGUUGAUUAGCAGGUGAGAUUUACUGGAAAGCUCUUACUCUCGGAUAAAUUAAUACACAAACAUUUCGACUUGUGUUCCUCAAAGAACCCAUUUUAUCCUCUGGUGAAUUUUGUGAAUUUCUCCUUUGAGUAUUUCUGUGCUGAAGCUCACCGUGGUUAGAUGUAGAGACGCAAACCAGGGAAACUGGGUCGAGUACGUCAAGUCGCGGCAUGCUGGUAAAUUUGCCGGAAAAAAUAAAAAGCCUUCACUGAACGUAUUCAUUUCAGAUCUCUGGGUAAAACACGUCUAAACAUAUGGAAGUCAGGUUUGGAUUUGACGUGGGUAAAUUUGGGAAAUCACAGCAAUUUGGUACAAUUUGGUAGCCCUCUCAUCUGUGCGAUAGUUUUGUCUCAUAAGAAGCCUCUCUGACUCUUUUCUUUUCUACUCCUCUCUAGUGUUCACCUAUAUUUUAUGUUUCCGUCAAAGCCUGAAGGAGGUUUAGCCAUGUACCGCUCAGCUUUAGUGCAAAACAAACAUCUGGCACAACUCGCCAAGGUAGGUGUAAAUCAUAGCACGUAAUGGAAAAGGCAACGAAGUUGGUGGAGGUUUAUCACGACCUUGAGCUUAAACUUACCGAGAGAUAUUCGAUGAGAAAUUUUCUGAAUUGGUAAUUUGUCUUUUUACAUUGACGAAAUUUGUAUUUUCAAAAUCAUUAUUUUGAGCGUAUGUUUUCUUCUGAUCUACAUUCAUUUGUCUUAUCCUUAUAUUUCCUAGAAACUGGGUUUGUCCGACUACAUGCAGUUUUCGCACGGGUAUGUCACCUACGCUACUGAAAUAGAAAGUUACUUUUAACUGGUAUUUCACUUUCAUUUGGUAAUUUUAUUUUUCAGUCCUGAUUUGUGCGUGGAAGAAGAUCUCAAUCAUGCCAUGGCAAACUGCUUUGAAGCCCUCCUUGGUAAGUGCUGAGGCGUUUGUUCCCUUAUUUUCUUCUUGUUGUUUUGUUACCGGUUGUUUUUUUUUGUUGUUGUUGUUGUUGUUUUGUUUUUCGAUAUUUGAAAUGUUGAAAGGAAUCGCGAGAGAGAUUGAAAAAAGGACCAACUGAAACUCAGGGGGUGAAGCAAUGGGAGGCCAUCUGCCGACUCCCAGUCUCUUGUGUUCUCGUCCUGAGUGGUUCGCUCUGAGGAAUUAGAGAGGCUGACAUAGAAAUAUCGGAUCAAUAUCAGUAUCUGGGCAACUGCCCACCUACCCCUCCCCUAACUCAACAACAGUCAAUUGAUAAUAAAUAAGGGUUAAUGUUGGGUUAAGGGAGGGGUAGGUGGGCAGUUGCCCAGAUACUGAUAUUGAUCCGAAAUGUCCGGCAGAUAGCAAGGAAAAUGGUAAUGAAAUCUUGGUUGUGUAAGGGUUAUACAACAGUUCCUCAACAGCAGGUGUACCUAUGAGUGUACCAGUAGAGCAAAUAUUUGACAGCUGCAAUUCUAUAUGUCAUGGUAAAUAAAAUGAAAAAGAAAAUCGAAUAUAUGGAACAUUUUUCUUACGUGCUGUUGUUUUCGUAGGGGCUAUGUAUUUGGAGAGUGGUUUAACAUCAACUAAGGUUCUGUUCACAAACGUGGCCUUUGAAGAACAGGUUCGCUUUGCUUUAUUCUUGCGGUUUUUCGAUUUUUGUGUGUGUGUCUUCAAUCUUCUCACUGCCCUAUUGUUGAUACGUUUUAUUUUUAGGAACUCAGAGAUGUCUGGACAAACUUGCCUAAGCAUCCUUUACAGGUGAAUAAACGACAUGACCACUGUCACUAUAAUGUACCUUUUUUUUAAUUACCGUUUUGUGCUGGAAAUUAUCUUUUCUAGCGGCGUAAAAGUGGAUUCUUUUCAGUAAGGAAUAUAGAGUUGUAAGGCAUAUAUAUAUAUAUAUCUUGAUCACCGUAGUUUGUUCUAGGUGUUCAGUAGGUUAACUUGGAAUUGAAUGAGGGGACUAACCCAAAUAUCGUUUUCUAAACAGGCUCAACAACCAGACGGUGAUAGACACUUGAUAGCGUCAUCCCCGAUUCUUCAGGUUGAUCUCGUUCCUUUUUUUUUGCCAUUUUGUGACUUUUUUCAUGGAUAAGGAAUAUUGUCUUAUACUUUUAGUGUAAAAAUUGACUGAGAAGCUUUUUGUAUGUUUAUAUAAGUAUUCACAAUAGGCUUAAAGUAUCGUAUGUCGUAAAACAGCGGUUCAUUUCGCGCAGCUCGGCCAAUUGUAGCCUGCGCCGGUUACUUUGACUUGCCGAGUACAAAUUUCCUUCCUAGUGUUCUUGUUUCGUUUCCUUGUAGAAGUGUAACAGCUUUUGUGCUAUUUCUUGACUGAGUCCUUCCUAGAGUCUCUCGCACCAGGGGCUGGUAAAAGAGAGACCAUAGAAACGAAAUUAAACUUUGUGAGCAGACACUUACCCAUUUUUUUUUUUGUUUGCUUAUUUAUUUUUUUGUUUGGGUUGUUUUGGGUUAAGGGUUGAAAUGUUUCUGCUCGCUUUUUAGUGUCCCUUCAGGCUCUAUUGUGUUCAGCAGCUGCAGUUGAAAUUGCAGCAGCAUAGUAUAGCUGUAUGAAAGGGGGUUCUUGUUGUUGACGUUGUUUUUCUUCUUGUUGUCAGAAACUGGAGGAGUUUGAGAAAGCAAGUGGAAUUGAGUUUAACCACAUUCGGUUGCUGGCGCGUGCCUUUACCCAUCCGCAAGUCGGUUUCAAUAAUCUCACACUGUAAGUGGCAUCCAAAGAGAUACCAGAGCACGCUCCUUUUAAUCGUGAAGAUGGCGGCUUACUCCCUGACGCCUAUUUACACCUCGUCAGAAAAAAAAGCAGCUAAUUAGUGAGCGUUUAAAAGGACCUCUUGUUACAGCGUUUAGAUCACCCCUGAUGAAGGCACUAGACAGGAGUGUCAAAACGUUGAGUCUAUGAACUGUAAUUUCUUGGUUACAUUCAUUAAAUCUUUAAACCAGAGUAGUAUCAAACUGUGUCAGAUACCAGAGUAGUUAGCCGUUACUAGGAGAAGCCUAAAUUGAGCAUAAAUCAGCCUGCCGAGAUCAUACUCUUAAAUCUUCAUCGCGCUGCUUUUCGCCCGAAAUAAGCUUUGUCCUGACUUUUUAUGAAAAGAGUUCCUUAAUCGCCUAGCAUAAGUGAAAGUUAAACAAAGCUAGACGCCAAAAAACAGGGUACCUUGUUAUGUUUAUAUGACCUUAGAGUAGAGUAAAUUGCCCGUUCAGUUCAGUUGUAUCUACUUAGAGUAGCGUAAAUUGCCCGUGCAGUUCAGUUGUAUCUACAUCGCCAAUAUCAUUCUAAUAUUUUUACGCCCGGAAUGAUCAUAAAUCUUACACUUUGUGCUGGAUCGAUCUUAUCGUCGCCCCCAAACCAGGUUUGCCUCAGAAUAAUUUCCUUUGAGACUGAUAGCAAAGGAACUCGAUAACGUGACAGCUCUGGGAGACCUUGCACCGUUGUUUUUAGGCAGUGUUGUAAUCGUUUUGUAACACAUUUAUGGUUUGUUUUCAGUGGCAGCAACCAGCGUAUGGAAUUCUUGGGUGACUCUGUUUUGCAGUUUGUCGUGUCUGUGUAUCUCUUCAAGCACUUCCCUGAACACCACGAGGGACAUCUAACGGUAGGGCUUGAACAGAAGAGGCACUUUGGGACUACUCUUUACCAAAACGUUACAACUGAACAUGCGAAGGUGUCGAUCCGCAAAAUCACGAGAAAAUGUUUCUGAUCAUACCAUCAAGGUCAAAAAUCUCAAGUUAAACUUGACCUAACUGCUCUCCAGUUUAUUUUUUUCGUUGAAAAUUUGCUGUUUCUUUCUUUCUUUUCAGUUGCUGCGCAGCUCUCUCGUCAAUCAUCGAAUACAAGCAGCGAUCGCGCGUGAGCUGGGACUGGACAAGCUGAUAAACUUUGGAAACCAGGUGUCUAUAAGACCUAACAGUGUUUCCUUAUUCCAUUAGUGGCACACUAUGUUCACUUCAGUGAAUUAGCAAAAUGAUGGUCAUGUGUUGCUCCUCAAGACUCUCUUAACGUGCAAGGAUCUCAUGUUUAUGUUAUACAUGAAAAUAAUUGUGUUACGGCUUUGAUUUUAAGUUGAGGUACCUUUGAGCGUUUAGGCUCAAAGUUGCUAAAAUUCCCCUUUUCAGCUCCGAGCAUGAAAUUACCUGUUAAGGUGAUCCGUUUUUGUUUCACCUGUCCUUGCUGUAAAAAACAUUCCAACCGAGGAUGUUUCUCGUCUUGUUUAAUGUCCUAUUACUGUGUUUCAAACACCAGGGAAUGAAGUCUUUUCGGGAGAAGCUUCUUGCAGAUAUACUGGAAGGUAAAUUAUUUUCAGAUUUAUUCAACAAGGUAUUGUUCCAGUCUUUUCUUACACUACUUUCUUGUUUUUUUUUUAAAUUUUUUUAUAGCUUUUGUUGCUGCCCUGUACGUGGAUAAAGGUUUAAGAUACGUGGAAACGUUUUGCUAUGUCUGUCUCUUCCCACGGCUCGAGGUAAACAAACUUUCCAGUCUUGUUUUGCUCGAGAGCCAUUUUGGGUCAGGUUUUCCUACGACAUCUACCCUGAAAAUGAGAUCAAUAGCGCUUUCUGGUAUUUGAUGAUUUCCUGAGGAUUAGAAUUAGCGGUGUAGUUGUUAAAAUUAUUGCAGAUUCUGAUUGGCUAUUGAAUUUGACGCGGGAGUGCAUUGGUUUUUACACGACUUUGCUCUGUGAUUAGUCCAGAAAAACUCGCGACACUCUCACAACCAAUCAAAUCCAAAACUAAACCAACCCGUAUUUAAGGUAGAUGGCCUGUUUUACUCCACUUUAAGUUGGCUCCUUGUGAUAUUUAUCUCUGGUCUGCUUGGCCGUUGUAAACAGCCUCGUUCUAGGGAUGAAAAACGUGUCAACCAACUAUUGGUGACAUCCACGAAUGGCUAAAUGAAAGUACCUAACGUCAUGUUACUUGUCACCUCGUGCUACAAAGACCGGAGUAACCUGCGGCGCCUUGUGGUCUACUUGGCUCGAGUGCCCUUUUUUAACCCACCUUUGGUGUCUUGCUACAGAACCUUUUAUUAUCGUUGGAUUUGUAGUUCACCGCGGCUAUAUAGUGGCUUUAUAGUGUGGCUUAAAGAAAUCAACUUAAUUAAGAAAAAACAUGGAACCUUGUUCUUACGCUUUGUUUCUCGUAUUUUAUUCGAAAAAUGUAACUGUGCAGCCAAUCCAUUCUGUUGUUCCUCUAGGAGUCUAUCAUUAAUCAAGACUGGAUGGAUGCCAAAUCACAGUUGCAGCAGUGUUGUCUGACUUCUCGCGAGCUAGGAAAAACACCUGAUCUUCCACAAUACAAGUGAGUGAAACAUUCCCAUGGAGGAUUUUCUUUGAUAGAAUCCACAAGUACGUUGUAUACUGACUUUUCCUUAACGGAAGUUAUGAAGGGUUCCUCUAUACUCUCUGAUGAGUGUCAAGUACUGAACCACUAAAAAUUUGCCCUCUUAAACCUAAAAAACCCGACGAUAUAUAACAUACUUGGUACGUUUAUUUUUAUUUUGAAUGAGAAUUUUCGCCGCAAUUUAGUACGAUAACAUAAAGCUUUUCCAUAAAAUUCUAUCUCUAAAUAUGAGAACGGUCGCACCGUUUCUUUGGGCUCCUUGGGUAGAUCUUUCUCGAAAUCGGUGACCGAGUAUUAAAACCAUGACCACCGCUGAAUGAGCAUUCUUAGGUUCUACCAUUAUUUCAGUCGAUGGAUGCAAGCGGAAAAUUAUUGAUAGUGUCAAUGAAAGUAGUAGGUGUCUAAGAAGAUCAGACAACCACCUCUUUUGUAGGCCUGUUUUGUCUCAACUAACCGAGAGCUGGAAGAGUAAUCUUACAGAGUUUUAUUAAGCUUGUGUUUUUCAGCCGAGGAAAUGAGAUUUGUAAUUUGAAACAUGUUUUGAUUAUUGAUAUUUUUCCUUUUCUCCUUGAAGAGUUUUACAGAACAAGGGUCCUGCUCAUCAUAAACGUUAUACAGGUAUGUUUGAACUGAAAUCAAAUCCAGCAAACUCUAACAAACACAAGGAUUCGCAUCAACCGCGUAGCCAUGAUAUCAUUUAGGUAGGUCAAAAAUAGAAUAGCCUAAAUUACAAAUCACCUUUUAACAGUAAAACCACCUCAAACAAACCCCUUUGUAUGGGAAAAAAACUAAAAUUUUGGGCGUUGAUCGUUGAAUGAAAAAUCUAACGUGUCAGCUUAUCGAUUAAUGGAAAGAGCUAUUACCCAUUUUCCACCCCUCUAGAACGAGCAAAUUCGGAAGGCUAUACUGUUUUAGGAAUUUCUGAUCUAUUCGUAAUGUUUAGUGAGUGAUUCACACUUAAUUCUUAUGGAAUAGAAUCAGUAUAAUGUAGAUGAAAGCAACGGCGUUGUGGCGCCUCAUUGUUUCUCAAAUAGAUUGUAGACCAGAAGGUUUUCUUUAUUGAUGAUUGAUCAAACAGGUCUUAUAAUGUGAUUAAUUGCUGGUUAAGCGAAAAUUGCUAGUGUUAAUUUUGCAAACAGCAUACCUUUCUUUAAAAAAGCGGAAUUUUUUUUGUCUUCUUCCUCAGUUGCUGUUUACUACAAAGGAAGAAGAAUGGGGUCUGGCGAAGGCAAGAGGUAUUCGUAGUAUAAUUUAACUGUUUCCAGCCAAUCUGUACAGCUUUCGUUGACAAGUAGUGUUAUAGGUCUUCCAGUGGUUUCGUGGGAUUUUCAGUUGAGAAACAUCUUUUGGUAAAUUCUUCACUUCUCGCUUCUUUUUCAAAACAUAUCAACAGCUUAGAGAGAAUUUUCUUUUUUUCACUCUGAAUGUAACCGGAUCUGCUUAAGUUACCGACACGAUUAUGCUGUACAUCUAUAAAUCUCUUCAACCUUGUCUCGUUCCUUUUUUAGAAUUUGUUUACCCUUGUUUAAUUGUUUAUUUGCCCCACCUUAGAGAAGUGUUCCAUUUCGGAUGUUCCAUCAUUUAAUUUCCUCCUUCUGAGAGACGAAUCAUCAUUACACGUCUUGAAUGUUGAACUUAUCUUAAUUUUCAGUCCAACACAUAAGCUCUUUUUUCAAAUCUCACAUAUAUUUUACCGAAUUUUUGGUAAACUCUGACACGUGCUCUCUUCAUCUCCAUUUAGUAUUCAACAAGCAGAAAUGGCGGCAGCAAAAGAUGCUUUGACAUCUCGUGAGUAUUUUUAAUGAAUAUCAUCAUUUGAUAACAUGAUGAUAAAAAUUGUUACUUGAUGAAAUGGUAACAUUGUAGCGUAAUAACAUGAUGGCGAUGGCAUUGUAGAAAAUUAGCAUGGUAACGUGGUAAAAUGAAGAUGACCUGUUCACAUUAUAAUAAACAAUUAUUCCGCAAGCGCGCUUUGGAUAUGAGAUGAUAGAUAGCCAAUGAGGCCUGUAGGGCUGAGUUGGCUAUUAUUGACACCUCAUGUCCAACAAGUGCGAGCGGAACAAUUGUUUUAUUAAAAACGCCCCAAAUAUAAAUCAGGUUUGACUCCUAACCCUUGAUGGCUAAGCCAACGAAAACUCUUGAAUUGCAUUAUCCAAUAAUCCGGUUUUUAAUAAUUUAUAUGGUAACGUGAUAAAAUGGUCAUGAGAUAACACGACAGUGUUCUGAUAUGACGACAUGAUGAUACUGGUAAGAAGGCAAAACGAUACAAUAAUAACGCCCAUAACACCAUCACGUGGUACAAAGUUGCUAUGAUUAAGUUACGACGAUUAUGAAAAGAUGAUAGUGUAAUAACAAUUUAAAGGUAACAUGGCUACAUGACACAGGGAUAAAAGAAACGAGCACCUUCAAAGUGCUCAUUCCACCUCGUGUACGUAGGAAACGAUGGCACAGGGUAAUAUUUCUCUAAAAUGAUCCCUGAUGUGUGUGUGUUUUUUUUUUUUCUUCUUUUGUGGUAGACUAUUUCCCGGAGCUGGCGAGACAGAAACGUCUUCUUGACCGAAAACAUCAGGGGAGACGACGAAAUUACUGGAACAAAGUACCGCGGAAAGAAUUUGAGGAGAAAGACGAUCGGGUGGAGGUAGAAGUUGUACCUCGCUGGGAAGAAAAGGAAACUAUCGAAAAAGACGACAACUCAGACGUAACACAAGACGAAUGUCAGCCACAAGAAGAGUAAAAAGACAUUUCUGUGGAAACGCUAACUGUAUUGUCAAUGGUAGGGGUGGGGGUGUGGUGUGACCACUAGGAAUCAUAAUUAAGUUAGUCAAGGAUGCUGAACGAAACCCAAAACGAUUCAUGUAAGGGGAAAAUUGCGUGGAAACCUCCAUAGAAAGUAACAUAUUUAGCCAGAGAAAAUCAUUGGAUUCUCUUCUAAACGUUGUCCUCUGGAUGAAAAUUGCUUGCUAAAAACCUUGCGAAAAAUACUCCCUUCGUAGAAAAUUGGAACAAACUUGCGUAUUGGUACAACUUGAGAAAUUCGAAAAUCCUCCUUCCUUUGUCCUAUCCUUCCCCAUCUGAGUUUUACUCAUGAUGAGUUGACUCUGCUUUUAUUUAUAUUAGUUACCCAAGGAAGAUUUUGGAGUAAUCUACCAUCUCUUCUCAUCGCUAUAUUCCAAUUAAUUCAGAGUUAAAUAUUUCAAAACAGUUCAAAAUUUUAAUAUGAACGUAUUUAAAGUUUUAACAAACUUAUAGUGAAGGAAAUAUUCCAUGUGAAAUUAUUUGAGAUGUAAAGUUUGUUUAUCGUGGAAAAGCUCUUUUAUAUGUAAGUAUGCACUUCAAGCGAAAUACUUUUAUUACUUUUAUAGAGAAAAAAAUUAUAAUAAUGGAC